UGGUGGUAACGCACCGUUUUCCAACCGCUAAUAAACCAUAGAAGAAGACGAAGCAGCAGCAACAGAAGAAGAAUGAGGUCCUCCUCAUAAAAUGUGUUAAAAAAAAAAAAAAAGUCUGAUCGCAGGAAGUAAAUGAAUCAUUGGAUUAAAAGGAAGCUGCUUUUUUAAAACAAUAUUUCCAAGACCCAGUAACAAAGACGGUUCAGGUGAAUUUAAGAAGAUGGUAUUGAAAGAGAUACCAACAGACAAUAUCACUCGCCCUUUGGGCCGGAACGAGGUCAUAGGUUUACUCUUUCGCCUCACAAUAUUUGGUGCAGUCACCUAUUUUACAAUAAAGUGGAUGGUGGAUGCUAUUGAUCCAACAAGAAAACAGAAAGUUGAGGCACAAAAACAGGCAGAGAAACUCAUGCGGCAGAUUGGAGUGCAGAAUGUGAAGCUUUCUGAAUAUGAGAUGAGCAUUGCAGCUCAUCUUGUGGAUCCAUUGACAAUGCAGAUUACAUGGCAUGACAUUGCAGGUCUGGAUGAAGUCAUAACUGAAUUGAAAGACACUGUUAUACUUCCGAUCCAGAAGAGACAUCUGUUUGAAGGAUCCAGACUUCUUCAGCCACCCAAAGGUGUGCUGCUGUAUGGGCCUCCAGGCUGUGGGAAAACUCUUAUAGCCAAAGCUACUGCCAAAGAGGCUGGAUUCCGCUUCAUUAACCUGCAGCCUUCGACUCUCACUGACAAAUGGUAUGGAGAAUCCCAGAAACUAGCUGCAGCUGUGUUUUCGCUGGCCAUCAAGUUACAACCUUCUAUUAUCUUCAUCGAUGAGAUUGAUUCCUUUUUGAGGAGUCGCUCAAGUUCAGAUCAUGAGGCCACCGCCAUGAUGAAGGCUCAGUUCAUGAGCUUAUGGGACGGUCUGGAUACUGACUACAACUGCCAGGUCAUAAUAAUGGGAGCCACCAAUCGGCCACAAGAUCUUGAUUCUGCUAUACUCCGAAGGAUGCCCACAAGAUUCCACAUCAAUCAGCCCAAUAUCAAGCAGAGGAAAGACAUAUUAAAACUGAUCCUGGAGAAUGAGAAUGUGGAGUCUGCGGUGGACUUUGCUGAAAUUGCAAAACAGACUGAUGGGUUCUCAGGAAGUGACCUCAGAGAGAUGUGCCGAGAUGCUGCUCUGCUUUGUGUGCGUGAAUUUGUGCACCAAGAAAGUCCUGAUGAAGACUUCAUCCGCGCAAUGAGGCAGGAAGACAUGCAGAGGGCAAUCGAGAAGAUGAGGAAGUCCAAAUCUGCAGGAGUGCAUGAGGCAUUUAUGCAUGUACCACUGGACUGAAUGUGAUGCUGCUGUUUUAAAAAGAAGCUAGAUUUGAUGUUUUUUCUUAUUUGUGGCAUAUCGUCAUGUUUUGCAAAAGGGGGAAUUCAGGAUUUAUAAAUGGUAGAAUGGAGGUGUUUCUCUCUAAUGAUCUUUUUUUGCACUGUAAUUUCCUUAAUGUUUUUGCCAUUCAAUCAAUGAGCCUUAUUUUUAAAAAAAAGAAUGAAUUUGAGUUAAUCGUGUAAAACCAUUCUUAAGUAAACUGUCGCUUCAGUGGGGCAGUUUAUAAAAGGAUGAACGAUUCACAUUAAAAUUUGUUCUGCUUGUGUUUCAAGAAAAAGGCCCAUUGUGUUUGUCUUCAUAGGUUUGGUUUGGUUUGGUUUGUGUGGUUUUGUUUGUUCUUUAAAAUCCUGUGAGAGAGGUUUGUGUAGAUGGGCAACAGUGUAGUUACUAUUUCCAGUUAUGUACAAGGCACUUGAUUAUUUUUUACAUCAACAAUAUGUAACAUUUCUGCUGAUUUGUGAGCACAAAAAACAAAGUGUGUUCAUUAAUAGAAUUAUUACUUGGAUCAACUUCACCUGUUUGUUUUCCCCCAGCGAGUGAAUGAUUUUAUUGAGAUGCAUUUACAGAUUUAUAAGCCAUUUAUAUUGAAUAAGAUGUUUAAGCGUUGAAUUUAGCCCAGAGUAGAGGUUAUUUAAUGGCAUGUUGUAUAGAUAUUUAUUUGCGAAACCUUAAAUAUGCUUGCACAGAAUAUUUGGGGCCAGUGCCAAGCUGCUGCUGUUAGAUUUGUGCUUGUCCGUCAGGUGUUAUUUUUGUGGUUUGAGUGGGUGAAGGAGACUUGAAAGUGGAAAGAAAAAGUAUUCUUCUGGAGAAACCAGUCUAUGGAUUAAACAACCAUUUUAGAUUGCCAGCAAUACAAUUGUACAGUUGUAUACAAGUAUUUUUCAGUUAUUAGGUUUCCUAAUUCGCAAUAGUCCACUGCUCCUUUCAGUCUAAAUGUGUUUAGAAGUCUGAAUAUGUUUGAAAUGUUUUGUUUACACUGUAGAAAAACUGGAUGACAAUGGUUGUGUCUUAAUGACGUUUAUUGGAUUGACUGCCCGAUGCACAUUACAUCAAAUAUUGUAAGAAACAACAAAGUGUAAAUCUCACAAGUUUGUACAAAAAGUAGAAGUAGUAAAUACAUUUCCUGUAAGAUAAUAAAUAUGUUUAGGUUGGUCCGUUAAGAAAAUGGCAAGACAAUAAAUAUGCUCUUGUUCCUUCA
Messenger RNA from Onychostoma macrolepis, 2549 nucleotides. RefSeq names its product ATPase family AAA domain containing 1b (gene atad1b). The record is from RefSeq and is a predicted model, not a curated record. NCBI's taxonomy places the organism in Eukaryota, Metazoa, Chordata, Actinopteri, Cypriniformes, Cyprinidae. The transcript has 10 exons. Gene Ontology annotation, molecular function: ATP binding; ATP hydrolysis activity. The coding region runs from base 221 to 1309 and encodes 362 amino acids. Gene Ontology annotation, cellular component: mitochondrial outer membrane.